UCCUUAGGAAGCUUGGGGUGUGGGUCUGUGUUCCCAAGUGGGUCCCUCCCUGCGUUCCUCCUUGCCGUCACCGGAUACGAUACUGUCGUGGUGGGCUGUGCGAGCUGGAGCAAAUGCGGCGGAGCGAUGACGGAGCUGCGUUUGGGAAAACAAAGAUACUAUUUGCUUCACCUCGGGAUCCUCCUCAUAGUGCUCGUCUUGAUCUUCUUUAGCUAUGGGUUCCUGAGCCAAAGAAGUCAGGAAUUGGGAGACUCAGAGGCUGUGUCUAGGAUGGUCCAUGCCCAGCCAAAUGUUCUGACACCCAGUAGAAAAGAUGUCCUUGUCUUGACUCCGUGGCUGGCUCCCAUCAUCUGGGAGGGGACCUUCAACAUCGACAUCCUGAACGAGCAGUUCAGGCUUCAGAACACCACCAUUGGACUGACCGUGUUUGCCAUCAAAAAGUAUGUGGUGUUCCUGAAACUGUUCCUGGAGACAGCAGAGCAGCACUUCAUGGUGGGAUACAAGGUCAUCUACUAUGUCUUCACUGACCGUCCUGCCGACGUGCCGCAGGUGCCCCUGGGGGCAGGACGGAAGCUGGUGGUGCUGACUGUGCGCAACUACUCCCGCUGGCAGGAUGUGUCCAUGCACAGGAUGGAGAUGAUCAGCCACUUCUCUGAGCGGCGCUUUCUGCAUGAGGUGGAUUACCUGGUGUGUGCAGAUGUGGACAUGAAGUUCCGUGACCACGUGGGUGUGGAGAUUCUCUCGGCACUCUUCGGUACCCUGCAUCCUGGCUUCUACAGAAGCAGCCGGGAGGCCUUUUCCUAUGAGCGCCGGCCGAAGUCCCGGGCCUACAUCCCCCGGGAUGAGGGUGACUUUUAUUACAUGGGGGCCUUCUUUGGGGGGUCAGUGGUGGAGGUGCACCAUCUCACCAAGGCCUGCCAUCAGGCUAUGGUGGAGGACAAGGCCAAUGGCAUAGAGGCCGUGUGGCAUGAUGAGAGUCAUCUGAACAAGUACCUGCUAUACCACAAGCCUACAAAGGUGCUGUCCCCAGAGUACAUGUGGGACCAGCAGCAGCUGGGCUGGCCCUCCAUCAUGAAGAAGCUGAGAUAUGUGGCUGUGCCCAAGAACCAUCAGGCAAUCAGGAACAGAUAGCUAUUCCUAUUGGAGAGGCCAGGCUUAUCUCCAGGGUUACUCCAGGCUGUGGAACUGGGAAGAAUUUGAGAGACAUUAUGAAGUGUCGCCAUCUAUCCCACGUCAGGGUCUGGCAGGCCCAGUACCACUUGUCUUACCCUACACCGAGCCCCUGGAGUGGCAACCACCCUCAGCUCCCACUGUGUCUCUACUACACUCUUGAUGCUGGGCCCUCACUGGGACUCUCAUUUGAUGUCCUGUUGUUGCCCUGUGUUGUGGAGGUCCUGUAGCUUUGGGUUUGUGGGUCAGGCUCAUUCUCGUGCUCCAGUAGAUUAUAGACGGGGUGAAUGUUGGGGCCAGCCAAGUCCUAACCCCAGUUCUGGGUCUGGGCUGCUUCAGGGUUGGUCUGCCAGUCAGCUAUCCCUCAUCUUCACUACCAGGGAGAGCUCUCCAGCAUUGUCCCAGAUAAUUCACCUCUUGCAGCAAUGAGCAAGAUAUGCAGGGUGGGGGGGCGGCUGCUAGUUCUUCUGCUUCCACACCCGCGGGGUCAGCCCUCCCACACCUGCACCAUU
This is a messenger RNA of Arvicola amphibius (Eurasian water vole), 1682 nucleotides long. Its product is annotated as histo-blood group ABO system transferase 2. Gene Ontology annotation, cellular component: Golgi apparatus; vesicle; membrane. NCBI's taxonomy places the organism in Eukaryota, Metazoa, Chordata, Mammalia, Rodentia, Cricetidae. Gene Ontology annotation, molecular function: glycoprotein-fucosylgalactoside alpha-N-acetylgalactosaminyltransferase activity. The record is from RefSeq and is a predicted model, not a curated record. Bases 127 to 1131 code for a protein of 334 amino acids. Gene Ontology annotation, biological process: carbohydrate metabolic process. The transcript has 6 exons.